AUGGCACACGAGUCCAAUUUUAUCAGCAAAGGCUAUGCACGUGGAACUAUUGAUGCCGAAAGAGGCACCGAUGACAAAAAGGACUUUACAUUUCAAUUUAGAAUUGAGUCAGCAAAGGACUUCCCCGCAAACAACAUAUCGAACAACAACCAUGGCGCUCAUAUCGACAACAUGACAAUAGUAACGGCAUUCUUUGACUUAGGAUCUUUCCGUAAAGGAACAUCACUCACAGUUACCACACAAACUUACAUCAAUUGGGUUAAAACAUUUAAAUACAUGAAUAACUCUUUAGUAGUUUAUACAGAUUCUGUAAUAUUUUCGGAUAUUUUUCGUGAACUACGCAGGGGAAUGGAACAGAGAACCAAAAUUGUUUUUAUGAACAGAACACAACUCUGGGCAUUCCAAAUACACAAUGCCAUUAAGACAAUAUAUUCACAAGAAGGCUAUCCUAAACAUUUCCCCAAUACAGUUCUGCCAGUGUAUUCUUGUACUCAACAUUCAAAAUAUGAGGUAGUUGCGGACGCUGUCCGUAAACAAUACUUCAAAUCCAAGUUUUACGCAUGGCUGGAUAUUGGAUAUUUUCGUGAUAUUGUUCAAUCAAAUAAAUACUUUACUCUACGUCCAUUGGAUGAUUUCGAUAGGAAUAGACUUGCCGUUAACCUAGUCUACCCAUCGUUGUCACUGAAUGUAAGUUAUAAAUCAAUAGUGUACAACAAUCAGGUUUGGGUGGGAGGGGGUAUGUUUAUAGGAACAGCCGAUGUUUUACUUGCACUUGAGAAGGAAUAUAAAAGAGCUGUAAUGUUUCUACUAGACAAGCGACUGAUAAGUACAGAUCAGCAGGUAAUUCUAUCAAUGUAUAGUGUACAGGGACGAAAAGAUUUGAACACAACUCUACAACUUCAGGUUUAUUCUCGAAGACAGAAUGAAACUAAUUUAAAGAACGGAAACCCAUGGUUUUACCUCGGAUAUAAAUGUUUGAACUUUGCAUCUACUUGA
Messenger RNA from Ylistrum balloti, 996 nucleotides. RefSeq lists its product as uncharacterized. NCBI's taxonomy places the organism in Eukaryota, Metazoa, Mollusca, Bivalvia, Pectinida, Pectinidae. The transcript has 3 exons. Bases 1 to 996 code for a protein of 331 amino acids. The record is from RefSeq and is a predicted model, not a curated record.